GGCAAAACCUGAACAGUCACGUCAGUGGUCAGACGAGGCUUCAUCAUUUACGGCUCAUCCCCUACAUUAGGCAAAUCUCCAUAAGCCCGUCGCGGAAAUGCCCCCUCUGUUACUUGACACUUGCCUUGGCGAAUCUCGUCCCAUCACUAGUCGACACGCAACAUGAACAGUCAAGGACGCUGAAGGCGAAGACGACUGGUUAGAAGGAUGUUGGAGCCUGCAGUACUGCUGCUUCUCCUGCUGGGGGCGAUACAGCCACAAUCAUCUGAGGCAGAAAUCAGUAGGGGUUUGAAUUUCCUGGUGGUUUUUCCAGAGAAUGUGGCCUACUUUUACCCCGAAGGCCCUCAGAACCAGGUGCAGGUGACUGCUCUGUACCGCGACACCCACGUCACUGUUAACAUAUCCAGCCAAGUCCAGAGUCGGACUCUGAGCGCCGCUGAGACUCAGCGCUUCUUCUUCUACCGCCAAGACGAGCUGCGCCGGAAGCAUGUGUCCAACAGGGUGGUCCAGGUGAGCAGCACCAAGGUCAUCGUGGUCCAAGCCCUCAGCCUCAAGGCCGACAGCGUCCAGAGCGCUCUGGUUCUGCCCACAGAGAGACUAGGCACUGAUUACCUCAUCCCGCCGAUACCCAGAAUCCAAGGCACCACUGAUCCGGCCGACGCAGUCAGCGUCAACGUGACGGAGCGAGGCCCCUUCAGGCUUGUCGUCGUCAACGCGGACAAACAAAACAAAGUCAUGCUGGAAGGUGAUGUCAUCGCAGAGUCAGAGCUGGAGCCGUAUCACGCCGCUCAGUUUUGGCUGACGGUCGACGACGCCUGGACGGUCCUGAGGGUCCAACAUCCGGCGGCGGUGCUGUUCAGUCACACUUGUGCCAUGAUUCACAAUUGUAGCUGCUCUUUGCUGUACGCCACGCUGCCGCCUGCCACACAGCAGAGGAAGACUUUCUUCAUCCCCAUGGCGCUCUCCCGGAACCAAACCUCUCUGUUUCUGUCCCAAGAAGAACUGUCCACAAUAGAGGACUUAGACCCAGACACCCCUCUGGUGGAGAUCACUGGAAACGCCCUCCUCCACCGGCCUGGCAUGCUCCUCCCACUCAUCCCGGAGGCUGACUUUGCUUCCUGUUACGUCGUCACCGCCAUUCCAAGCAUUCAGAACUCUGCAGUGAUCGUGGUCCACAAGGACCUCACUGACGGAGUCCAUGUUGGCAGAGAUGCUGCAGAGAACGCCGCGUGGGAGCAGCUAAAGGGGACGGAUCACGUCUCCACAGUUGUUGAGUUGACGUCGGAUACCGCCAUCUGGCACAGUUCCCAUAAAAUUGCCGUCUACUACAUGGGAGAGAGGGGCGGUGCUCUGUUUGGAAAUCCGGCGCCUGCCGUCAGUCAGACCUCAGCAGAUCCCAGAGGCUGCGUCCUGUCACCUGACAUUCUAGAAGUCGGCCAAGAGGCGGUAAGCUGGCAGGAGUCCGUCAAGUACUGCCGAGGCAAAAACCUGCAGCUGGUCAGCUUGUCCACGCUACCGCUGCAGAACUACGUCCACGCUAAAGUCCAGCAGUUACAAGACGUUGACCUUAGGCGGGCGUGGAUCGGCUUGCGUCGUAGCUGGCUGACUGGAGAGUGGUACUGGCUCAACAUGGCGCCAGUCACCGUCACCAGCUGGAAGGGAGCGCAGCCCAGCGGCGCACAGGGCAGCCAGUGUGGGACCGUGAGUCUAGAACCGGGUCAGGACUUUAGCUGGAACGAUGAAGACUGUUGCCAACCAGUCCGUCCCAUUUGCUACCGUGGACCGGUUCUCUUCCCCGUGGAGUAGAUCUCAUGCUAGUGUGUAUGUGUAUGUGUAUGCGUGUGUGUGUGUGUGAUACC
Molecule: messenger RNA, 1859 nt
Organism: Entelurus aequoreus (snake pipefish)
Lineage: Eukaryota; Metazoa; Chordata; Actinopteri; Syngnathiformes; Syngnathidae
Product: IgGFc-binding protein
Exons: 5
Coding region: 208-1806 (532 amino acids)
Biological process (GO): biological process involved in interspecies interaction between organisms
Cellular component (GO): external side of plasma membrane
Molecular function (GO): carbohydrate binding
Source: RefSeq, a predicted model, not a curated record